CCGCUGAGCCAGUAUUGCACCAAAUGAUCUUAUAUUGUAUAUGUAGCUAAAUGCGAUUUUGUGUGCGAUGGUCUUUACUGGCAGUAAGCGAUGUCAUUGAGAGUUUGAGAGAUUAGAUUAAAGUUGCGUUUCGGGUACGCGUUAUCAGCGUUAUUUUAUCAUAUAUUACUAAGUUUAUCGGUCAUUGGAUAUAAAAUAAAAAACACUGCAUGAACAGUGCGAGAAGUUCAGCUAAAGAGAACAGGUCUUACGUAUGUAAUCAGUAAAUCAGUAGCUCACAGUUAUGUUUGAGUUUGAUACAAAGUUUUCAAGAUUGUGCUUAUCACAACAAAUAUAAAAAUAAAAAACGCCUACUGUUAGUUAUUAACGAUAAAGUGACUUUACACAGUUUUCUAUCAACUUAUUUGAUUAAUAGCAAAGCGACUAUGGAAAAGAAAAGAGAAGUACCAUCUUUUAUGAGGAAAUGUUUAGCAGUCGAUGCUUAUUUAACCGAUGUUAUUGCCAAAUGGGCAGAACAGUCUUCAUAUUUGAAGCAAUUGAAAAUAUAUCACAAAGUCUUGUGGAUAUCAUCUCAUGCCAUAGUAUGGUUAAUGACUAACCUUGCUUUGAUUUGGAUCAUUGCCAAUCCAAAUUUAUAUCAGAUGCAAGUUAAUCUUAUGUUAGGACUGAUACUUGACAUUAUUGUAAUUGCUGUAUUGAAAGCAUUAACAAGAAGAAGGCGACCUUCAACUAACAACAGUCUCUCCUCUAAGAAAGAUUCUUUCCCAUCAGGACAUUCGGCACGUGCAGCUUUUGUAGUAUAUUUCUUCAUCAAUCUUUGGCCAGUGCACAUGAUAUGUGUACCUUCCUUGUUAGCAUGGUCCUUUUCAGUAUGCUUUUCUGCUCUUAUAAGCAGAAGCCAUCACAUAUUUGAUGUUGCAGCAGGAGUGGUUGUUGGUAUUUUUGAAGGUUUGCUCAUGGGUUAUUUAUAUUUAGAUCAAGAAACUUGUACAAAAUUUAUUUGGUGGAUUACUGAUGAGAAACUAUCCGGACCCGAUUAUGAUGUUUGAACAUUGAUUUGAAUUUUUUGUGUUAAAACUUUUAAUAGAAAUUAAGAGGUGUAUAUUGAUAAAGGAAGAGGCGCAAAAAUAACGUGUAAUAUAGAUAAAACUUAUUAUAAAUUACGAAAUGUAAAAUAUUUUAAUAUAUUUAAGUAUUUUUAUGAAACAUGUAUAUUUUCUUUUGCACCUUCGUUUAUGCGCACAUAAAACUAUGGCAGUUUCGAUGACAGUGUGUUUUGGAAGUAACAACUAAUUUUGUGUUUAUUUUUGGUGUCUUUUGUUUUUAAUUAUAAGCAUGUUGUACAUAACUUUUUAAAUGGUAUAUAAAACUCUUGUGUGUGAAAUAGUGGGGGAAUGUCCAAUUUUUUUGAUUUCAAACUUGUAUAACUUUGCAUAAUUAAUUACAUAUUCUUGUUAAUAACAAUGUGUGUAAAUCACACAUCGUGAAUUGUCGAUAGUAAUCCACUUCUCUUACCAAUUUUCUUCAACUAUACGUAGUCCUUGUAAUCUUUGCAGAAUGUCCCUUUAUUUGGAUUAUACAUUCUGAAAUAUCGAUGAGUAUCUUGAUGUUUACACCGAUGCAUGAUAGAUAUAUAUGUAUAUAUAUAUAUAUAUAGAUGUGCGCUUGAUACGUUUUCUUGUGUGAACAGUUGUCGAUAAAUGUAACUAUUUGCUAACGUAUUAGAGCCUUAUGUCUAUUCUACCUACACUGUGCAGUACGUAUCUCUUUUUCUAAUUAUCAUGCAUUUCUAGGAUGGUUUUUUGCGCGCAAGCCGUGUUGAUUUUUUUGUUCGCAUUACGCGUGCAUGUAAUACAUUCUAAUAAAUAUGAAUUAGUCGUUACUUUCAAGGCAAAAUACUGCGGGAAAUACUGCAGGUUUUUCACAUUUCUUUCCUAUCAUUAAAACAUAAAUAAAUAAAUAACAUAUUAUUAAUUUAAGUUUGAAGAAAUAUACAAGUGUGCUCUAAGAAUUAACAAAAAAUUGUAUAUGCAUAAAAUAAAGCGUAUUUUAUUACGCGCGCGCGUGUGCUCUGUUCUCCAUUUAUAAA
Molecule: messenger RNA, 2089 nt
Organism: Pseudomyrmex gracilis
Lineage: Eukaryota; Metazoa; Arthropoda; Insecta; Hymenoptera; Formicidae
Product: phospholipid phosphatase 6-like
Exons: 4
Coding region: 426-1049 (207 amino acids)
Molecular function (GO): sphingosine-1-phosphate phosphatase activity
Source: RefSeq, a predicted model, not a curated record